This is a messenger RNA of Platichthys flesus (European flounder), 2569 nucleotides long. It is a transcript of the gene ramp1, whose product is annotated as receptor activity modifying protein 1. The record is from RefSeq and is a predicted model, not a curated record. The transcript is spliced from 3 exons. Gene Ontology annotation, biological process: protein localization to plasma membrane; regulation of G protein-coupled receptor signaling pathway; cellular response to hormone stimulus. Gene Ontology annotation, molecular function: coreceptor activity. NCBI's taxonomy places the organism in Eukaryota, Metazoa, Chordata, Actinopteri, Pleuronectiformes, Pleuronectidae. Bases 449 to 898 code for a protein of 149 amino acids. Gene Ontology annotation, cellular component: signaling receptor complex; cell surface; membrane.
GAGAGAGAAGCAGCGUGUGUACACCCCCACUCUCUCUCUCUCUCGCUCUCUCCCUCUCUCUCUCUUUCACUCAUGGUCCCAGUCUAGCGCCUCCCGUUGCGCACAGCCACAGCGCACAUGCCAACAACCUCGCCAAACGCGCUCCGUAUUUCUCCCGACCUAAGGACGCCUCCUCAGACAGAUGGAUGCAGCUGAACCAUCCAACAUGCUCCUGACUUCCUGAGGAGCAGCAGGAGUAAGGACGAGUCUUGAUGCGCAACGUCGAGCAGCUUUACGCACGGUGCAGGAGCAGAAGCCUUGGGGCUCUUUGACGGGACAACUGGCAUUAGGUGGAUUUCUUCACCUGCCCUCGCUUAUGGUGACGCCUCCCACACUUUGAGCUCCACCAAGUUGCUCUCCCCCUUCUCACCCCUCUCCCAAACUUCGCUCAGCGGAGCUUUCUGACAGGAUGGGACCGCAGACCGGGACAGCUCUGUGCAAACACACGCUUCUGUGGUUCGUUGUAGCCUCUCAGUGUGUGACGGCCCAGGGGUGCGGACCCCACUACGAGUACGCCAUCGAGGAGUUCUGCCUCGCCAAGUUCAGGUUGGACAUGCAGGAGCUGGAUCAGGGACACUGGUGCAGCUGGGAUGACACAGUCGAGCUGUACGGGGACCUGACCAACUGCACCUACCUGGUGGCGCUGAAGAUGGAGUGCUUCUGGCCCAACCGCCUGGUGGACGAGUUCUUCAUCCGGGUGCACAAGCACUACUUCCACGACUGCUCGCUCUCGGGACGGCUCCUCAGGGACCCGCCGAACCGCAUCCUGGGACCCUUCAUCGUGGUGCCCAUCCUGGUCACGCUUCUCAUGACGGGCCUGGUGGUGUGGAGGAGCAAACGCAGUGAGGGGAUUAUGUAGUGAACAGAGUGAUGCUGGGCGGGGGUGGGUGGGGGUCACAUGACUCAAGACAAGAGGUACUUUUUUCCACCGUUCCCACCUGCAGUGACCAAAGGAUGUGGUCAUGUGUGGAAAACGGGUUUUCGAUAUUGGACCAGAAUCACUUGAACUUGGACGUGCAGUUGUGGAGCAAAAUGAAAUCAUUUUAAAUUCAGGUCCUGCCUCAGCGCUUCAACACAGCUUCACUGAUAUGAAGCCUGUGCGGCUCAAAUUAUUUAAUUUCUCUCGACAAGGAGCUGAACUACUCUCCUGAAUCUAAUCUGGACCAGAGCACUGGUGGAGAGAUUCUCUAAUAUAAGAAGAAAACUAAACUUUAUUGAGAGAAACUGCCUCAAAGAGUUUUUGGGGAUGUGAUGGUGAUAGGACAACACACACAGGAAUUCAAUCAACUGUUUUUGGGGGGAGAUAAGAACAUGCAGAACUGUCCAGGAUCAUUUUCACACUCUGACCAGGACACAACAAGGCAGUUACUCUGACCUCUUCCAGGGAACACAGGGACAUCGGAUUGUGUAUAUAUGUAUACGUUCACUGUAAAUGUACAUGAAUCUGUCAGUGGAUUAUCAGAAAGUCUUUGGAACACAAUCCAGACGACAAAACCACUGAAUUCCUUUCUCCCUUUCUGUGUGAUGUUUGGAUACAUUUAUUUUAAAAAGACGUGUAUUGCAUUUGAAUUAUAUUCCUGUAUAUUAUAUAAUCAUUCAGAUUCAGGUUCACUGUGGAACUGGUGGUGGGAGAAGGAAUAGUUUUCAUCUCCUCUGCUCAUAUCAAGCGCCCAUGGUCUCAUCUCUCAGCCUGCAGCUCUCUCUCUCUCUCUCUCCCCUGGAGGAAACGCAGAGAGGCUCUUCCCCAGCUUCUGCUUCACGGAACCGGCUGAACAAAAAGGCAGAAAGAUAAUGAUGUCACACCCCGAUGAUUGGUAGACGCUGUGUUCUGGAGACAGGCACCCGGAGACGGUCACAGCCCCAAUUUGGUUAUGAUGUUGUGGUGUGCAGUCUCCAUCUGUCCAUCACCAAGGAAACUAAGACGGAGAAACGGCAAACUUUAGAAACAACAGGGGGGGGGGGGGGGGGGGGGGCUGCAGUCAGUUAAUGAACCAAUAACUCCCUCUGUCAUGGAUUUGUUUACCAUACAGAAAUAAAAUAAUCGCCCCAAAAAAAUAACCAGACUGAUUUUGAAUAUGAGAGAACAAACAGUCAGAGACUCACAGUGGGGAAAAACGACAUCAUCUUCAGAAAGGAGAUCAAACACACAACGCACAAAGUCAGCCAACGCACAGAUCGCUGCACAACGUUGCCAUAGCCUCUAGCAGAGCUUGUGUAUCAUAGACCUGAGGUUUCUAUUGAUUUAUGAUCUCCCUGUGUGGUGAGGCGUGCUGCGUGAACUGUUCCCUCACUGAUAUUUUGGAAUGCUCUCUCCCCUUUAUAGAUCCAUUGACCUGUAACCCGCCUGUCAGCGGAACACACUCUCAAACACACACCCACACUUCCCCAGCAGGAUCCUACUUUGUGCUUUGUGCCAAAAGCUCUUUGAAAACAGCUUUGAAAGGUUGAAUUCCUUUAUUCUUGAUUUUGCUGGGGUUGACUUCUAAUGAUUGAAUUUUUAAAUCUAUGAAUAAAAUGUCUGAUUAAUGUG